This is a messenger RNA of Acanthopagrus latus (yellowfin seabream), 2487 nucleotides long. RefSeq names its product family with sequence similarity 76 member B (gene fam76b). NCBI's taxonomy places the organism in Eukaryota, Metazoa, Chordata, Actinopteri, Spariformes, Sparidae. The coding region runs from base 484 to 1488 and encodes 334 amino acids. The transcript has 10 exons. The record is from RefSeq and is a predicted model, not a curated record.
GAUAGGUUUCCUUUCUUCUUCUGGGGGCCCUCAGCCACUUCCGGUUACAUGACGACGACGCGACGGCGUCGAUACAAAAAAGAGAGAAGGAAAACAGGAAAAUACAUUUCUUGGCGAGAACAGUGGAAACUUAAUAGAAAUUGCCAGAUCUAUAUGGACGGAUUGCCCACGUGACCGCGUCACCAACGAUCGACAUUAAGUUAGUCUGACGGGAUAACGUCCGAGCAGUGAGAGCCCCCAGAUAUUUGGAGUUUAUUGUUCUUCGUCUUCUCCCUCCAGCUAAGCUAUUUCUGUGUUGCCCUACCUAGCCGAGCUAGCUAACGUUAGCUUGCCGCUGGAUGCCAACAUAGUGUGUGUGUGUGUGUGUGUGUUCUUAGCUCUCAAUUAGCAAGCGGCUAGAAAGGAAACAGCGCCGUUAAUCCGUUCAGUUUGCAGCCGGACUCCUCUAACCUCUUCUAGCUCGGUGACAUUAGUUCGGCGAGAAUGGCAACGUCGGCUCUGUACGCCUGUACGAAGUGUAACCAGCGGUACCCCUUCGAGGAGCUGUCGCAGGGCCAGCAGCUGUGCAAGGAGUGUCGCAUCGCACAUCCAAUAGUGAAGUGCACAUACUGCAGAUCUGAAUUCCAGCAGGAGAGUAAAACCAACACAAUCUGCAAGAAAUGUGCCCAGAAUGUCAAACAGUUUGGAACCCCCAAACCCUGCCAGUACUGUAACAUCAUUGCGGCUUUUAUUGGAACAAAGUGCCAGCGUUGUACUAACUCAGAGAAGAAAUAUGGACCUCCACAGACCUGUGAGCAGUGCAAACAGCAGUGCGCCUUCGACCGCAAGGAAGAAGGCAGGAGAAAGGUGGAUGGGAAACUGCUGUGUUGGCUCUGCACGCUGUCCUAUCGCCGUGUCCUGCAGAAGACCAAGGAGCAGAGGAAGGGCUUCGGCUCGUCCAACUCCUCUUCGCUGAAUGAGAAAGACCACCACUCCAGACCUCAUCACCAUCACCACCACCACCAACACAGACACAGCAGUUCUCAUCACAAGCUGAGUGGGAGCUUAAGUCCUGAGCAGGAGCAGGGACUGUGGAAGCAGAGCCAUAAAUCGUCUUCAAUCCAGAAGGAGACUCCAAAGAAGAAACCAAAACUGGAGAUGAAGCCAUCCAACGGGGACAGUAGUUCCAUCACCCAGUCGAUGGAUUCUGGAGGAACAGAUAACUUCAUCCUCAUCAGCCAGCUGAAAGAGGAAGUUAUGUCACUGAAGAGACUUCUGCAGCAGAGGGAUCAAACCAUUCUGGAGAAGGAUCGCAAGCUCACAGAGCUGAAAGCAGACUUUCAGUACCAGGAGUCCAACAUGAGAGUGAAGAUGAACCAAAUGGAGAAAUCACACAAAGAUGCCAUGGAGCUACAGCAGUCCAAGAACAGGGAGCUCAUGAAGCAAGUGGCUGCCCUCUCUAAAGGCAAAAAGUUUGACCGGACAGGAAGUUCUCUGCUGCUGCCCUAACAAUAGGCCGGCCAGCGGGUAACAACACGGAACGGCUUCAUUGUUGUAACACUGUGAAAGUCUCCCUCCUGUGUUUCCUCAUUGCCAUCUACAUCGAUUAUUUCUUAAUUGGUAAAGCAAGAGGCCAUGUUGUACAUGGAAAUCAAUCGUUGAAUCAAAGAAACCUUUUUCUCUAAAUGUCAACAUAUUUUAGAUAUUUUAUGGCGACUUUUCCACUGGAUCCUAGGAUGUGACUUUCGGGUGGAGGAUGGAGCCCUCGUUUUUUAACACUGCCGGGCCAAAACUAAAAUCAUGGUGUGCAUAUGUGGAUAGCAUUCUGUCGACUCAGUGUAUCCACUUCAUUUUUAUGGAUGUCAUGCAAUUUUAUUUAUUCAAAUGUAUUUCUUAGCUUUUUUAUUUCCUCACAACACACUAUGAGAAUAUCCCACAUUUUGGGGUUUUUCUUCAAUAGUGAUUAGUUAUAUUUUUCUAAAUUGAUUGUGGAUGACAAGUUCUUCUCAAUGGGGACCCUGCGCAACUUUACAAUGUAUGCAAACGUGGGAAGGGUGACCACUGAGCUGCUGCUCAACAGUAGAGUACUCUCUCAGUAACAAUUCAUAAACCAACCAAUGAACACUUUGAAAGGCUGUCGGAUUUUUGCUGUUUCUCUUUAGUGGAACGAUUGUAAUACUGCAUGAUUUUACUGCCAGACACCGGUUGGCAUUGUGGUCGGACUUCUUUUUUCCCCUCCUUGUAAUUAGUUUUUUAAGAAUCACUUGUAAAUGUAUUACUGGGGUCAGCCAUUGUAUUUAAACUAUUGCUUGUAUGUGUUUUAGUGAGUACAGUAUGUGUAUGGUAAGGCCAGUUGAAAUUAACAUGUCUGUAGAAGAUGCUUUUUAAAGGAACACACCUAUCACCUUGCAUUAUUGGGCUGGUUUCAUACUGUGGCGUCCAGGAUCACUUUUGUACUUUUUUCCAAACCAAGUGUUUUAAAAACUAUUAAAACUGGCUAAACUGUUA